GAUCAUAUUUUAAAGUGUUCCAAUUCAUCUUACAAAACUUGAGGGUUCAUGAUUUAGAACAUGCAUGGAAAACGCUGAAUAUUUCAUGUAGUUACUGCAAGCCCAUCUGUAGAACUACCACGUCCAACCCCCCAAGAGAGAUGUCGGGGAUGAUGAGAGCAGUGAUAUUUGAAGCUGGAGGACCGGAGAACCUUGCGAUUGGUUCAGUACCAAUUCCACAACUGAGGGAGAAAGAGGUCUUGCUGAAAGUGUAUGCCACUGCAAUUAACAGGGCUGACACUCUACAGAGAAAGGGUGUGUACCCCCCACCCCAAGGCGAGUCAGACAUUUUAGGACUAGAGGCGGUAGGGGUCGUAGACAAGUUGGGAGCAGGAUGUGGCAGUUCUUGGAAAGUCGGUGACCGAGUCAUGGCACUAUUACCUGGUGGAGGAAAUGCUGAAUAUGUAGCCAGUAGGGAGGAGUUGUUGAUGCCAAUUCCCAAGAACAUGAAGUUUACCCAGGCAGCAGCGGUACCUGAAGUCUGGCUCACUGCAUUCCAGCUCCUCUUCACUGUCGGUAAAGUGAAGAAGACUGACACAGUGCUGAUACAUGCUGGAGGUAGUGGGGUUGGCACCGCAGCAGUACAGCUUUGUCGUCAGUUUGGUGCUCGGGCCCUGGUGGUGGCUGGGUCAACAGAGAAGAUCAACUUUGCAAAAUCGUUGGGGGCAGAAGAGGGAUUUAAUUAUAAAGAGGCAGCAUUUGAGCCCAAGGUCUUAAAACACACUGAAGGGAAAGGGGUGAACUUAAUACUGGAUUGCGUAGGAGGUUCUUUCUUUGAUCAGAACAUCAACUCAAUAGCUGCUGAAGGGACCUGGGUUAUUUAUGGCCUGAUGGGAGGCAGCACAAUCAAUACCGGUGAUCAUUUAGCCAAAAUUUUACGGAAGAGAAUAACAAUAGUGGGCUCCACAUUGAGGGCAAGGUCUGUGCAGUACAAGGAAUCACUCGUAGCAGAUUUUACACAGAGAGCCCUGCCCCACUUUAGCAGCGGUGAAUUCCGUCCAAUCAUAGACACUGUAAUGACACUGGAUAGCAUUAAGGAGGCCCAUGCGUUAAUGGAAUCCAAUAAAACUACAGGAAAAAUAGUCCUGCAAGUCCAAGAGGAAUCACCUAAGGAGGAGUUAUAGCUGCACUAUUAUUUGAACUUAUCAUAUAAAAGGAUAUUUUGUAUUAGUAUUGCACAACAAUGGACUCGGGUUACAUGUAUAUUUAUUCUCCGUGUAGAAUUUCUUGUCAUUUAUUGGAAGUACAGAUACAAUAUAUUUUAUAAAAAUCA
Messenger RNA from Ostrea edulis (European flat oyster), 1312 nucleotides. RefSeq names its product quinone oxidoreductase PIG3-like. Lineage: Eukaryota; Metazoa; Mollusca; Bivalvia; Ostreida; Ostreidae. The record is from RefSeq and is a predicted model, not a curated record. Gene Ontology annotation, molecular function: quinone binding; NADPH binding; quinone reductase (NADPH) activity. The transcript has 8 exons. Bases 141 to 1163 code for a protein of 340 amino acids.